Molecule: messenger RNA, 1556 nt
Organism: Ectocarpus siliculosus
Lineage: Eukaryota; Phaeophyceae; Ectocarpales; Ectocarpaceae
Source: the annotation of a GenBank genome assembly
AUGAUCAUGAGAGCUUCCACUAGAACGGCGGUGGCUACCACCGCCUUCCUCUCUGGACGGGCGGGGGCCUUCCUGUCGUCGGGAGGGCUCUGGAGACACGAAGGAAUCAGCAGGGCCAACACGGCGCGAUGUUUAUCGAUGGAGGCAGAGCGGGAGAAGGUCGGCUUCAUCGGGCUGGGAAUCAUGGGGACCGGCAUGGCGUCGAACCUCAUCAAGGGCGGGAGGGACGUAAUCGUCUGGAACCGAACCGCUAGCAAGGCCGCCGAUUUCAGCAAGCGCACGGGGUGCGAGACCGCGGCCACGCCCAAGGAGGUCGUGGAGCAGUGCUCCAUUACCUACAGCAUGCUCUCGACCCCGGAAGCCGCGUCGGAAGUGUUCUUCGACCCCCACGACGGCGUCCUGGCGGGGCUGUCGAAGGGCAAGUGCCUGGUGGACUGCGCCACCCUACAGGUCGAGGACAUGCAGGACAUGUACAGCGAGGCCAUCGGGAGGGGCGCCAAGUUCCUGGAGGCUCCGGUGUCGGGCAGCAAGGGACCCGCGGCGGCGGGUCAGCUGGUGUUCCUGUGCGGCGGGGACGAGGACCUCUUCGAGAGGGCCUCCGAGGACCUCGACCUCAUGGGCAAGGCGAGCCACUACCUCGGGCCCGCGGGAAAGGGCACCGAGAUGAAGCUGGUGGUGAACAUGAUCAUGUCCACGAUGCUGGUGUCCGUCGCGGAGGGGAUGUGCCUCGGCGACUCCCUGGGCCUGAGCAGCGACUCCCUGAUCGAGAUCCUCGGGCAGGGCGCCAUGGCCAGCCCGAUGGUCGCCCUCAAGGGACCCCUGAUGGCAAAGAAGGACUACUCGUCCAACUUUCCCCUCAAGCACGCGCAGAAGGACAUGCGUUUCGCCCUGGGCCUUGGCGACAAGGCGGCGCAAGCCCUCCCGGUGGCGGCCGCAGCCAACGCGGAGUACCUGCGAGCCAAAAAAAACCACGCGGACGACGACUUCUGCGCCGUCGUCGAAGCGCUCCGGUCCAAGCCGGAGAAAAUCAAUUCGAAUUUGUAAUUCUGGUGCCGUCGUUGUUGUUGCCUCUGUGCUCAUAAGAGACGGUGUUGUGGCACGCAGUUCGCUGAUUGGAAAAAAAAACUGCGACGGAAUUUCAAAACAUAGGCACGACCCAAGAUCUCACCGUGGACGCCUUCUUUCUCACAAAGUCGUGUUUAUCGUAGCUCGCAGCACGCGGUUCGUCUAGAUGGAUUUGACCUUGACGGGUGCAAGAUGUACUUAGCUAAGACUUUUCGCUUCACGUGUCAGGGGACGUGUCGCCGAAAGCCAUAUUUACGAGCGAUAGGCAAAAUUGCUCUAAACAAGGUUAUUGUUGUUGUAGAAACCACUUACAUUGAUUGCCGUUGUGGAACCUACGAUAGUAAGGCUACAUUAUAUGUUCGUGACACGAGGCAAACAGUAGUUGCUGGACGUGCGGUGGGGAUAGGCGACUCCGGCUGUCCAGAGGUUCAUGUCUCGCGGUUGAAUCAAAAAGGAGGAAAGGGCGACAUGAUUGAUGCUGUGAGGACACC